CUGACCAUUCAGUAAGCUGUAUCAACCACUUGGACUUGUCCAUAUCUUCCUCCUGCCUCUUCUUGGUUGGGGGUGGCAGCGUUACCCGCAUACGACUUCAAAAUACUUGGCCACAGCAUCAGUCCCCCAGUCACCUGCGGCACUGCUCGUGGCCUGAUCACAGAGCAGAUUUUGAAUAGGAAAGUAGCUUUGUCCAACCUACCGGUACCAUAGCUCUUCGUCGUCCAAUACUCGGGAUAGGACUUCAUCUGGGACAACAUUUAGGGUAAAUCCGGCCGCGAUCGAUCGUCUCUGCAGCUCCCAAAUCGUUAUCAUGUCCGUUCCCAGUGCCGUCCCAAGGACGGCUCCCAUUGCCAUUGCGCCCAAACCUCCCCCACGCUUUCCUCCGAGUCGACAAGCAAGCAUCAACUACAGCGACUCCUUCUCCGGUUUCCGAAGCGGCAUUAACACCCCGGACACAGACUCUCUAAGCGGACAACCAACAAGUCCCUGUGAAGCUUGUCUACGCCGUAGGCUUGAGUGCGUCAUGAGUGAUGACGAAGAGAGCUGUGUUGCUUGCCAGACGAAUGGUGCAGAAUGUUCGUUGGGCGAGAGCCCUCCGCCACGGAAACGCAAGUUGAACGGUGAUGCAGAGGAGAGUGGCAGUAAAAGAAGUUCCCCAGCACGGUUUGAUAAUAGGAAACGAAGGCAGAACCCACCAAGCCUGUCGAGCACCGUUACUACCGGCAUGUCCCUAAUCGAGGAGAUGGCGAACUUUGGCGGCCCAACCUUGCUAAAGCGUACCCUUGGUCUUCAGUCAGACAGGUAUAGUCAGUACAUAGGGCCGACGACCGACUUUGAGCCCUCGCUCAUCAACCUCUCCCCUUUUGACCCACAUGAUGAGAGUCUCCUCGCCCGAGGGACUCUAAGGAAGGUCGGCGACGAGGAUACUUUUCUCAUGCUCCCGGAUUCACUCACGCCUGGACACGCCCAUAUAAUCGAAGAUGUCGACGAAAUCGAAAGUCUCGUCGCCCCGCAUGGCCGAAAGCUGAUCGACUUGUACUUUCGUAUCGUACAUCCCGGAUUUCCCAUUGUCCAAAAAUCGGUCUUUUAUGAAAAAUACGACCGAUCACAUCGAGAGUUUUCGCCGCCGCUCCUUGCUGCCAUAUACAUCCUGGCCAUCAACUGGUGGGAUCAUUCAGAGGAAUUGGCGUCACUGCCGCGACCCAAUGUUCGGGAACUGGAGAGACUGGUUCGUGUCACUCUCGCAGAUGCCAUGUAUCGUCCCAAGCUGUCGACUAUUCAAGCCGGUCUAUUGCUUUCGCAGCGCCCCGAGGGUGAUCAAUGGGCCCCUACGGCACAGCUUGUUGCUAUCGGACAAGAGCUUGGUCUGCACCUCGACUGCUCGUCGUGGAAGAUCCCGCCCUGGGAGCGAGGACUGAGAAAACGUCUCGCGUGGGCGCUAUAUAUGCAGGAUAAAUGGGGUGCGCUCGCACAUGGACGUCCUUCCCAUAUCUUUUCGUCCAACUGGGCCGUGCCCGUUUUGACGCCUCAUGAUUUCCCCGACAUUGACUGGGAGGAGAGCGAUGCGGAGGCGCGGAUUGAGACGGAGCGUGGGCGCACUCUGUUUUGCCAAAUGGUUCAACUUUCCCAAAUCCUCGCCGAGAUCCUCGAGACGUUCUAUACCCUGCAAGCCACGCGGGCCGUUGCUAAUGCUGGCCCUCAAGGCACGCAACUCGUACUCUCGCUAGCCAAACCCAUUCAGCUCAAGCUGAAGGAAUGGUACAGCGGGUUGCCUGACUCGGUUCGCAUGGACUCAACCUUUCAAAGCGCCACCAUGUCACAGAGCAACAGCAACAACAACAACCGCCUCUCUAGCAUUGGUUACCUCCACCUCGCCUACUUCGCCACGGAAAUCACUCUCCACCGCCGCAUCAUCCGCUCGAUCGACGCUUCUUGCUCUUCCUCAUCCGGCUCCACCAUCGCCUCACUCAGCGCCAGUGUUAACAGCACAACGAGCAGCAACCCAAGCUCAACUGCCAGUAACAUUGACCCAUAUAUCCAGCACAUCUGCCGAAGCGCGGCUAAAGCCCGUCUGAUCUCCGCCAUGGACUUUGUGAACCGCCUCACCCCUUCUCACCUGCGCGCGUUCUGGUACUUCGCCUCCAAAACCAACUUCGCCUUGAUUGGCACGUUUGGAUCACUUCUCUGGGCCACCUCCCCCGGGAGAGAGGAGGCAGAUUGGUACAGGCGUCGCUUGGGAGAGUAUCGCUGGACACUCAGCGUCAGCUCAAAGCCUGGCGAGGGUCACAAGGGUUUGACGGAGUUUGCUAUGGGUAUGCUCGAUAUCUCAACUGGGUUGCUAAAGCAGUUGCCGGAGAAGCCGCUGCUAAGUAGAAGUGGGAGUGCGGUCAACGUUGGGGCAGGUGUCAAUGCCGAAGUGAUGAGGAGCCAAAGCUUGCUUGCUUUGGGGACGGGUACUGGAUCGGCACAGAGAGGCGGGUAUGGUGUUGGUAGCCCUGCAUCUUCUGGGUUCGGGCGCAUGGGCAGUAUGAGCGGAUUUAACGAGAGUUAUGUCCGAGGAGGACCGGAUCGAAGAUAUCAGCAACCGGCGAGAGGCGAUGCGAGCGGUGUGCAGAGCCCGAGGAGUAUAAGUAGCGACAGCAGCGAUGAAGGCGGAUAUGGGAACUUUUCGGUGACGGCGGGAAUGGCUGGGCUGGCGGACUGAGCUACGAUGAACUUGCAUGGAGGUAUCUGUUGUAGUUCAGGCGGAGGAAGGAUCUGACUACAACAUUGGAGGUUUGUCUGGCGACGACAAACGAAGUAAGGAAACUAGCAUUUUCAUAUUCGUAUGCGGCUGCAGAUGAAACGAAUCCUGGAAAAUUGUGCAAGAUUAAAAAAAAAACCGAUCAGAGAGGCGGCUCUGGCUGGGAGGCGGGGGUUGUCUCAAACUCCCGUUGUUCAGGACAAACG
Neurospora hispaniola is the source of this 2952-nucleotide messenger RNA. Its product is annotated as fungal-specific transcription factor domain-containing protein. The transcript has 2 exons. Gene Ontology annotation, cellular component: nucleus. Gene Ontology annotation, biological process: DNA-templated transcription. The coding region runs from base 314 to 2707 and encodes 797 amino acids. Gene Ontology annotation, molecular function: DNA-binding transcription factor activity, RNA polymerase II-specific; zinc ion binding; DNA binding. The record is from RefSeq and is a predicted model, not a curated record. Lineage: Eukaryota; Fungi; Ascomycota; Sordariomycetes; Sordariales; Sordariaceae.